Oryzias latipes (Japanese medaka) is the source of this 5274-nucleotide messenger RNA. RefSeq names its product protein tyrosine phosphatase non-receptor type 12 (gene ptpn12). The record is from RefSeq and is a predicted model, not a curated record. Gene Ontology annotation, biological process: protein dephosphorylation. NCBI's taxonomy places the organism in Eukaryota, Metazoa, Chordata, Actinopteri, Beloniformes, Adrianichthyidae. Gene Ontology annotation, molecular function: non-membrane spanning protein tyrosine phosphatase activity. Gene Ontology annotation, cellular component: cytoplasm; nucleus.
CCAGUCCGGAUGUUCCCCAGUAGCGGACUAACGAGCAGCACUGUGUGAAUGUGGCAAUCGAGGUAGGCAGGGAGGGGUAGAUUUUAUGACCACACCGGUCAAUUGCCCCCCCUUGCCCUCUCUCCAAUAUAUAUAUACAUAUUUUUUUCAUGUCUUAACAUAGUGUUUUCUUUUUUAAAUCACGCCACGGCGGUGUUUGGACAGCAGGAAAGCCGGCGACGGCUUUAUUUUUGGGACUAACGGCUGUCGUAAAAACAGUCAAGAAGAAAGAAGGAAAGGAGGAAACAACAUGGGGCGAUAAUACGAAAAUGUGUUGACCGACGAUGACUCCGUGGGAAGACCCGUGAAGCUUAUUUAUUUUUAUUUAUUCCCCCUUUCCCCCCUCAUUUGUUCUCUUUACAUACAAAAAAAACAUAUCUACCCCCCUUGCUAGUUUGGGGAUUUUUGAAAACGCUACAAGAGGAUUGAAGGAUGGAGCAAGCCGGCAUCCUGAGAAAGUUUAUCCAAGGGGUGAAGGCCAUGAGUGAAGGGGACAAGGAGAGGGGAGAGGACAACUUUGGUAGUGACUUUAUGCGGUUGCGGCGGCUAUCAACCAAGUACCGAACAGAGAAGAUUUACCCCACCAAUGUUGGCGAGAGGGAGGAAAAUGUCAAGAAGAACAGAUACAAAGAUAUACUGCCUUUUGAUCACAGUCGGGUGAAACUUUCGUUCAAAACAACCAAUCAGGACACAGAUUAUAUCAAUGCAAACUUCAUCAAGGGUAUGGACGGCCCAAAGGCCUACAUUGCAACUCAGGGUCCACUGCCAAACACCGUCAUUGAUUUCUGGAGGAUGAACUGGGAGUACAAUGUGGCUGUUAUCGUCAUGGCCUGUCGAGAAUUUGAGAUGGGAAGGAAAAAGUGUGAGCGGUAUUUCCCGCUGCCGGGGGAGGAGGCGAUGAGUUUUGGCCCUUUUAGAAUUUCCUGUGAAUUGGAACAGGCCAGAACAGACUACUUCAUCAGGACCUUAGCCCUGCAGUAUGAAAAUGAAACUAGAAGAAUAACUCAGUUCCAUUACAUGAACUGGCCCGAUCAUGACGUUCCCUCAUCAUUCGACUCCAUACUGGAUAUGAUCGGACUAAUGAGAGAAUAUCAGGACAACGAUGAAGUCCCUAUAUGUGUGCACUGCAGUGCAGGCUGUGGGAGGACGGGGGCUAUCUGUGCUAUUGACUAUACCUGGAACCUCCUCAAAGCUGGGAAAAUUCCUGAGGACUUCAACAUUUUUCGGUUGAUCCAAGAGAUGAGGACGCAGCGGCACUCUGCUGUUCAAACGAAGGAGCAGUACGAGUUAGUUCACAGAGCGAUCGCGCAGCUCUUUGAAAAACAACUUCAUCUACUGGAGAGCCCCACCAACACGCAGAUUCAAGAUGGCAUGGAUGAGGGCAGUCCUGUCAAGGCCAGCCAGCACUCAGAUGAGGAAAGAUGGGACGCGCCGCCUCCCAAACCUCCCCGCGUGCGCUGUUUCCAGGUUGAGGGCGAUGUAAAAGAAGAGAUCCUCCAGCCUCCUGAGCCUCACCCAGUCCCCCCGAUCCUCACCCCGUCUCCUCCGUCAGCUUUCCCCACGGUCACCAACGUACGUCAGGACAAUGAUCGCUACCACCCUAAACCGGUCAUGCAUGUCCUACAGUCCAACGUCACACAGAAUAAAGACAAAGAUGGGCUUCAGAACAAAUCUGACCCAGUCAAACAGACCAGUCCCUCAGAGCAGAAAGAUGUAUUAAGCCGAAACCAACAAACUCAGGUCUCAAAUGUAGACCUCAAUGACAACUACAACAACAAGUUCUCCUCCACGUCUACAAAGCCAGAAUUUGGUCAAAGCCAGACUCAGGCGCCGUCCUCACCCCUCUCCCCGGUCAUUGAAUGUCCCGGCAUUCCUCGGAUCGAGAGGAAGCUCAGCAUUGAGAUUAAAAAGGUGCCGCUGCAGGAAGGACCUCGGAGCUUUGACACGUCUUCUUCUGUCGGAGGAGCAGGCGGACAGGGAGCCAGCUCCUGCAGCAGCGGCUGCAUGCUGCAAAGAGGCCAGGCCUUCAAGUCUCGCUCCACUCAGUCCCUACUGACGUCGAGCUCCUCCCUGUCGGAGGAUUCGGGCACAGAAGGAGGAGCGCUUGGAUGUUUGGAGAGUCACACCGAGGGAAGCGCUUUACCCAGGCCAAACCACCUCCCUGUGAAGAGCGGAGAUAAGGUGGAGCCGCGCGAAUGCAGCAGAGCGGACGUGAAAACCGGACACGCGUCGUGGACGGAGCCCUGCAACAGCCCCGAGAAACUAUUCCCUAAAACCUCUUCUUCCUCUUCCUCUUCAGACCGAGUUGCUCCCUCUUCGUCCUCCUCCUCCCACCUCUCCUCUUCCUCUUCCUCCUCUUCUUCGUCCACCCCUGUUAGGACUGCCAUAAGUUUCACCAACCCCUUACAUUCGGAUAACUCGGAGGAGGAUGGGAACGAAGUGAUGUCCUGUGAAAAGGAGGCUCUUCAUACAAGCGUAUCCAUGGUGACCACCGUGGUGUCCUCGUCGCUUCUUCAACCAGUCAGAAAGGCGUUGCCUGUCUCUAUCGUGGGCCACAGCAUUUCAUCGCCCACUGCAGCCACUGCAAACUGCUGGGACAGCGACGACUCCCCUCCCCCCCUCCCUGAGAGGACCCCCGAGUCCUUCUUACUGGCCACAGACCCAGAUGACCUAAGAACCUCCGCCUCGGCUGAAUGGAGCAGUAACCUGAAAGAUUUGUCCAAUUGUGUUAUGACAUCUCCAGCUGACCCUGCAUCUGCUGCCAACACGGCAACUGAAAGCCAAGCUGGCUUGGGGGGGGUCCGGUAACCACGGCGGUCAGCCCAAAGGCUCUGGACAGCCACCGCUGGAGAGGACGUGAUGGAGACAUGCACCAACAGUGUCCUCCCUUAUCUGGAGAGGAACUCUAUGAGUCUCACCUGGCUUGUCCAAAAACUUAAUGGCUCCACGCCACAGACUGACGGCUCCCUUUCAUCCAGGAGGUGCUUCUGUGUACAACCCCCCCGCUAAUACCCUCCUCCUUUCCAAGAGCCGCUGUGUAACUCAGAAGAACAGCUCCUGGUUGAGAGUCCAAACUAAAAAAGAACUUUCUGUUAAGUGGUUGGACUUCUUGAAGCCAACCGGGGGUCAGUCUCUUGAUGGUUUAAGGAUAAUCUUUUAUGGAUUGAUAGUAGACUAACAAAGGGCCUUGUUGUUCUUUUUGACACUUCAUGAAAAAACAAAAAAAUCCUCCCUUUUUUACACUAAAGAGGGAUUUGAGUGUUUCUUACACUUUGUUUUAAACCAAAUAAAGUUUUGAUCAGGAGAAAGCUACUGUGGGAGGCAGACUCCUGAGGUUUCACAAAACGUAGAGGUUGUUUCUCUACCUCACAUGGAACGAACAACAAUCUUUUAAAGCGAGCUUAGAUAAUCUGUUACCCAUGAUGCAACUUUUCCUGUUGAGUAUGUGGAGGUUUCCAGGGAGCUCUGUGCAUCUUUGUAUUUCAGUCUUUUUCCGGUGCUACACUGCAAUAGAUCAGAAAUGAAAACGCAGCGGCGUUUACCUGCUCCUCGCCGCUGCGCUGCUUUUCGUGUUAGCGGUCAUAACACCGGCUCUGUUGUCGGAGUCGGAAGCCAACGUGGCUUUCUUCACUGCUGAGGUAGAUUUCGUGCUAAACAUGUGGUUCCAGUCGUUGAUUGUUUGAUUAUUUUGAUAGAAGCUAACUGGGUGUAGCUUUAAACAUUCUGAGCAGUCGUGAAUCUCAGAAGGUAAGCAAAUAUGCAUUCAUGCUGCUGAAAUAUCCUGUGAGUCUGUGAUUUAGCUAAAAGCAGGAAGUGGAGCUGAGAUUUUUAGAAACGGUAGGAAGCAGCUCAAAGUGUGCUGCUCCUUCCUUUUUCUUUUUUCUUUUUUUUUUUUUAAGAUUUAAAGAAAUAAUAAAAUUAACGCAAUUUAUCUCGUCUCCAUCCAUCUGAUCUUUCUAUAAUCUGUUGGGAAGAGCAAAGAGUUUCCAGUCCCCAGUUUUAUCACAUCAAAGGUAAAAUUGCAUUAAGCACAUCAGUAAUGGGCAAACUCAUUAGCUCUAUGACUCUGGCUCUCACUGCUGGGACCCUGAGUCUGCCUUAAUCCACCUCCCAGAGAAGACUGUCCUCCCUUCGUCUCCUCUACGUUUCUGCAUUCUUUUAUUUUCCCUAUUUUGCGCGUCUGCUUUUGAUUUUCUCGCUUUUCGGUAAUCGACAAAGAAAGUCCUAGCUUUUUACAAUAAACCUCAGUGUUUCAGAGUUUGAAUGUUACACCUGGAACCCUUGAAAGUCUGGACAUGACAGAUGGAAAUGAAACACAUCAGAUUUUUCAUUUUUUCUCACACUGGUUGAUCUUGACCUGCUUUAAACGUGUGUGGGGCAACAAUCCAACAGGGACCCAGAACUACUGUUUUCUCUUUCUUUCUUUUAACAUAUCUCUCAUUAGCUACCAUGACUUACAGUUUAUAAAGAGAAAGCACUGUACAGGGCAGUUUAGGCUUAUAGUAUUACCAUUUUUUUAAACUAUCUCAUAAUUAUUCCUAAUAACAGAAGAUGUAAGAAAGUCGAUACCUGAUGUUGAUUCUUCUCUCCCUUAAAUGUAAAUUAUUCUGCCACCCUCUUGUUUUUGCAUCUGGCAAAUAUUUCAGGGGUUGUUUUUAAUUUUUUAUGUUCAAACUAUAUGCUUAACAGAUUGAUAAAAUGUUGUUUUAAAUGGUUGGUGGGGGAAAAAAAGCAUACACUGCCAGCCGGCCACUUUCUUUGAUGACUAUGAUGGGCAAUGAGUAAGAUUGUAAUAAUAAUAUUAAUGGUGAUGAUAAUAAUAUGGUCUUUUUUUCUUUGUAAAUUGUACUUUAAAGGUUAUUUUUGUAUACAUGGUUGUUUGUUCGCAUCACAGAGCCACUGAACACCCUCCUUCCCAAACCCUCUCUGUUUUAUUUUUUAUCAUAUUUACUCAUUAUAAUUUCUUUCAUCCUCUCCUACUUCAGCACUAGUCAUCUUAGACCAGAGCCCACUGUGCCUUUAAGAGAAACGCCUCCAUCCACCUUUUCGCUGUCCUCCAAUCAUCAUUAGUGGCAUGAGCACCUGAUUCACUGCUGCUUGCUCAUCACCUCCUGUGGGACUUUUUCUGGUUUUUUUUUCUCCUCCUCCUUUUUCCUGCCACACAAACUCACAAACACAUGCAAAAUGUUUGCAUGUUGCAGAAAUCAAUCAGUAAAAAUUACCAUAAAGUGAAAA